AAUCACUUUCAUUACAGCCUUCAUAGGAAGGGCAGUUGGUGCCUUUGAUGCGCCUAUAUAUACCAGCCGAUUCCUUGUACAUUUGCAACUUACUUGUACCACUGCAACUAAUACUUUUGAACAAGUGUAUACAACUCAAAUCAAUCAUGGUAGCAAGAGACAUGGAACAAAAGGUGGAUACUACGGUUAAAAGAGCUUCGAGAUCUCCCUACGUGAAACCUCCGUUCACUUUAAGUGAUGUUAAGAAAGCAGUUCCGCCUCACUGUUUUGAGCGUUCGGCAAUUCGGUCUUUGUCGUACCUUGUCUUCGAUGUCAUCAUCUUAUUCUCUCUUUACCACAUCGCCGCAAACUAUAUCUUGAAAUCCGAAUUAGUACAGUCUUCUAAAUUGUAUCUUGUUACUUCUGGGAUUGUUUAUGCGCUGCUUCAGGGCUGUAUCUUGGCCCGAUUUUGGGUCAUAGGUCAUGAAUGCGGACACAAUGCUUUCAGCAAAUACCAGUGGCUCGACGACACAGUUGGAUUUAUAACACACUCGGUAGUCUUGUUUCCUUACUUUUCGUUUAAGUACAGCCACCAUCGGCACCACUCGAGAACUGGAUCGCUCGAGGAAGAAGAAUUUGAUAUCCCACUGCUCAAGUCCCAAGUUCCCUUUCUUUUCCGACACCUCAAAAAUCCAGUAGCGAGAGUCUUGGUUGUUGGUGCUGUUCUAGCUGUUGCAGUGCCUCUAUACCUUCUUGUCAACUUCCGUGGUCGAGUUUAUGAUCGAUUCGCCUCCCAUUUUGAUCCGUAUAGCCCAAUGUUUUCGCGUAAGCAACGCGCUCUAGUCCUGCUCUCUGAUGCUGGAUGUUUGGCCGUGAUCUUUGCACUAUACAAACUUGCUUUGCUAAAAGGAUUCGCAUGGGUCGCUUUCAUCUACGGAGGACCAUACCUAUUCACAAAUGCCAUGCUUAUUAUAGUGGCCGUACUUCAACACACGAACCCUCUCGUACCUUACUAUGAUCACUCCGAGUGGGAAUGGCUAAAGGGCUCUAUGGCUACCAUUGACAGAGAUUUCGGAUUCCUCAACACGGUGUUUCAUCAGCAGCCGAAUACUCACGUAGCUCACCAUCUCUUCCCGAAGAUGCCGCAUUACCAUGCAGUGGAAGCCACCAAAGCAUUUAAGCCAAUAUUGGGCGAGUACUAUCAGUAUGAUUUCACCCCAUUCUACAAGUCACUGUGGAAUACCAUAAACGAUUGUGUCUACGUUGAGGAAGAUACGCAGAACAAAGGAAUAUACUGGUAUAACAACAAGUUUUAAGUUGAAUUAUCAAGUGUAUGGUGUUUGAGCUUCUUGACUAGCAAAAAAUAAAAACCAGAGAGUAAAGUCGGCCUGGAAGCUUGUCCCAUAAAUAGCUGCUUCUUUUUUGAAGCUUUUACUUGCACUGUAUUGUGAUUUGUUUUACAGUUAUAUUCAUUGAUGCUAUUUUUAGACACUAAAGUAGCUAGCUUUAAUUUGUAUAUUAGUAUAAUAAAUUAUUGCAAUAAUCAAAGAAUUUGGAGAUGUGUUAAAGUUCAA
This is a messenger RNA of Daucus carota subsp. sativus, 1553 nucleotides long. Its product is annotated as delta(12)-fatty-acid desaturase FAD2-like. Gene Ontology annotation, molecular function: oxidoreductase activity, acting on paired donors, with oxidation of a pair of donors resulting in the reduction of molecular oxygen to two molecules of water. The coding region runs from base 48 to 1295 and encodes 415 amino acids. NCBI's taxonomy places the organism in Eukaryota, Viridiplantae, Streptophyta, Magnoliopsida, Apiales, Apiaceae. The transcript is spliced from 2 exons. The record is from RefSeq and is a predicted model, not a curated record. Gene Ontology annotation, biological process: lipid metabolic process.